Molecule: messenger RNA, 1014 nt
Organism: Penicillium angulare
Lineage: Eukaryota; Fungi; Ascomycota; Eurotiomycetes; Eurotiales; Aspergillaceae
Product: SEC14 family lipid-binding protein
Exons: 4
Coding region: 1-1014 (337 amino acids)
Source: RefSeq, a predicted model, not a curated record
AUGAGCUCGGAGCCUGCAUUUCCGCCCGAGGAGUAUUCUGCUUCGUUCCAAGCUCUCACUCGCCUUUGCGCUGAUAAGGGUCUGUUGAGUCGGCCGAAAGGCAUCGAAACCAGCGACCGCUGUGAUGGCUUAUCCGACUACCCAACAUUAUUGCGAUUCUUGAUCGCACGAAAGAACGACCCCAAUGAUGCGGUAAACCAAUUACAACAAUCCAUCGAUUUUCGGGACGAGCGAGAUAUUUUGCAUUUAUACGAAGUCAUAGAUACUGAGGAUUUUGAACAAGCCCGUCAAUUCUAUCCACACUGGACAGGAAGAAGAAAUAAGCAAGGGCUUCCAAUUUGUUAUUUUGAUAUUUCUAAGCUUGACAAAGGCGCUUUGAAUUCGUGGGAAGAAAGUCGUAAGUCCGCCGGCUGGAGCUUAUCAAAAUGUGAGACCGGAGGCUCCCCGAAGCCUGAUAUGCUGCAAAUGGCCUCCGUCUUUCAUGAUAGUCUCGUCCGAUUCGUCCUUCCACUAUGCGCCAUGAUGACCGAUCGGUCGAACUCGUCUACGCCAAUCUCGAGUUCUAUUUAUCUCGUCGAUGCGUCCGGUCUGGGUUUAAAACAAGGUUGGAAUCUCAAAACAUUCGCCCAAGAGAUAAGCUGGCUUCUCUCGACAUGUUAUCCGGAAACAAUUUUGAAAGUCUUUGUUUGCAAUGCGCCUUCGUAUUUCGCAACGGUCUGGAAAUACCUCAAGAAAUGGGUAGAUCCCAACACCGCCGAGAAAAUCGAGGUGUUGGGCAGUCAUGAAGUUUCUGAUGCUCUGAAGGAACAUAUUGACGAUGCCAAUAUUCCCAAGUCUUUCGGGGGGACUUUGAUUUUGAUCACGGAUCACUUCCCGCGCUGGACGAAAGUAUUCGCGAUCUUUUGUGAAGCUGCGAAUAAAAAGCUUGAGGCAAUGGCCGUAGGAAGCUUGGGAGGGUUGAAACGUAAUGACGUUAUUGCAACGAUCGACUUAGGUGAAGUUGAGUGCUUCUAG